AUGGAGAUCUUCGAUUAUUGCAGUCCGCCCUCGGACACACUCACAGCCAAUCAGCGAACACCGCUGGUAGAAUCUUGCUUCCAUUGGCUGAGGAGUGUCAGUGGGCGGGACACUGGGCGGACCGAAGUUUGGAACCGGGAACGAGUGGACCUGGUGAGAGACCCGAGAUUGGGAGGAGCUCCCGGGGUAAAGGCUGCAACAGCGGCCGGAGUUUUGAAUCCUUCCGAUGGCGGAGGUGAAGAUUCGGGCGGAGAUUCCGUGAGAUGUUUCAGCCACACAGGGGGUGCCCGGUCUUUCCCCGCCGUGGAUCGGGGCCUGUUGUCCGGAGUUUCCUCCCGGUCCUGUCUCCUGCUGCUGGGAUCCGGGAGCUGGCCCGCAGCGGCUGCCGAUGGAGCUCCGGAGUGUGAGCGCUCCCCUGUGCAAAAGGACAGGCUGAAGGUCAAGGGAGAACCAGGCGCAAAGGUAAUACCAAAAAUAUUAGGUGAUUCACAAAUGGCAACGGCUAAAGUUUCCAAAGCAAUGUCUAAUAAUAGAGGACUUAAAGGGCAGCCUUGCCUCGUGCCACAGGACAACCGAAAAAAUGGAGAUCUUCGAUUAUUGAUUGAACAGGGAGAGCUGAGAGCACCGGACAUCUAUCGGCAGCCGCUGCGGUUAUUUCAUGUUCUCCUUGUUUAUUUGCAUUGGCGGUUUGUUGUCUUUUGCACUGUGGCUGAUCUUUCAGUGAUCCAAAUAUAGUUACCGUUCUCUGGCUUUGCUCUGUAUGUUUGUAGGAGUUGUAUGUGGCGACUUAUAUGUACUCUGUUAGUUUUUGGAAUAGUCACUUGGGGAAUCUGAGGUGGAGGAGUACUUGGGGCUUAUUUUAAAUUAUACAUAGAUAUUAUCCAACCAAUGUUUAUUUGACAAGGGUUAAUUCUGAUAUUGAAACUAACUGUUAUUUUUGUGGUUUAUAACCAGAGGAUUUAUUUCAUCUGUUUUGAGAUUGUGAAUAUGUUGAAACAUUUUAGGUUGAUGUUUGUCAAUUUAUAGAUCAAUAUAUUAAUGUGGAUUUUACUUUUUGUUUUGAAAAUGUCUUAUUGGGUUUACUAGUAAUACCAAAUCUCACAGGGAUCAUUUCUCUAUCAUAAAUCAUUUGUUAAUUUACAGCAAAUUUUAUAUCCAUAAAUGCAAUCACAGCAAUAAGAAUCCUUCAUUUAGAUUUUUACCUCAGACUUCAAACUAUCCGUUUAUGCUCUGAACACUUCCCGUAACUAGAAAGCUGUAAAGACUGUACAAAUCUGUCAAUGUUUUGUGUUAUCUCUGUAAACGUUCUUGUUUUGUGACUCCUCUUAGAUACAGUCCCUUCUGUCCAACAGUAUUUAGAGCGGAUUUCCUUGUUUAUUUGUAUAUUUAAAGUUAAUAGUUAUAUAUUCGUUGCUGUUUUGUUAGCAUAUGUUUAGUG
Hypanus sabinus (Atlantic stingray) is the source of this 1438-nucleotide messenger RNA. RefSeq lists its product as uncharacterized. The record is from RefSeq and is a predicted model, not a curated record. NCBI's taxonomy places the organism in Eukaryota, Metazoa, Chordata, Chondrichthyes, Myliobatiformes, Dasyatidae. Bases 1 to 735 code for a protein of 244 amino acids. The transcript has 4 exons.